AUGGAAGGCUUCCUUCUCUUGCUGCACGCCUCCCGCGCCGAUUCUAACCUGAUGCAUGACUUUGGUGGCAAGGAAGAGCUCGAUACCGGCCCAAUGUCUGAUUAUCCUGACCCCGCAGGGGAGGCCGCUGAAAUCCCAGACAUUACAGACCGAGGUACCUCCUCGUUAGACCCUAAACCCGAGCUUCCGGUCCCCGAGCGAUACACUAUCGAAAGCCCACCGAAUUCCAUCGAAGAAAGCGAAUCCGUACAGUCAUGGCAGGAGCUAUUCAAGACGCGUAGUGCUUGGGCGCUUCGGGUGGUCGAGGACUGCCGAAAGAUGGCCGCGGUAGUAGAAGACGGGUAUGGCGAGAUGGACGUCAUGGUGUGCUGUCUCGAUGCCGCCGUUCGGAACCUCGAGGCUUCCAUCAAGGGGCAUGAAGCCAAAUACUCGGAACUCCAGAAAUGGUUUCCAGAAACCCAGGCCGAUUAUGGUGCCCUGGCGGCGGGGUGGGAACAGUACCUAUCGCUUGCCAGGAGCAUUCCGGUUUCCCCCCGCCAUGUCCAAGUCGCCGACCUCGACAAAGCUGCCUCCCGCCUGUUUCAGGGGGCCCAGGACCUGUUUCGCGAGUAUGAGGGGACAUAUGGGCGAUAUGUGGUGCCUCACGCCGGUGAACCCCAGCAGCUCGUUCACGACAUAGAAGCCCUGGCCCAGAAGAUAUGCACCGACUACGAAACGACACUCAGUUAUGCCGGUCCUACCCGAGAUGCCGUGGUGCAGGCCUCCAAAAUUGCCGCGAACCACACGCAGCGUUUGUUGCCGAGCGUGAGCCAACGAGCCGUGGAAAUGCAUGACAUGCUGCGCUCCGUCACGCAGGCAAGAAAUUCUCUGGCCACGGAAUCGCUUGAUUUUAUGCGCGGCAUCACCAAUAUCACAGCGUUGAGCCAAAGUGUUAAGUCGCAAUUCAGCGUCGUGAACCAAGAGGAGGAUUUUGCUACUUUCGACUACUUGCGGUUGAUUCAACAGGUCCCGUAUAUGUAUGCUUCCUUCGUCGCAGAGGCCAUCAAGCGCCGUGAAUGGUACGACAAGAUGAAACAAGACUCAUCUACGCUUGCGAAUGAGAUGGCCCUAUUUCAGGAGGAAGAAGUCAAGCGACGACGGCGGUGGUACAAAACGAUGGGCCCCGCAUAUGGCCCAGAACUUCUCCGCUCCGACAGCAAUGUUCCCGGCCUUGAAGUGAACCUCCUCGGAGAGGAGGAACGGUGGCCAGCCAUGACAUGGAAGGACCUUGAGGAUUUCCAAGCGCUCCUGCAAACCAAGCAGGCCGAUGCCGGGAUUAUUGAAGAUGUUGGUAAAAUGGUUUCAGAAUUGGGCAACCCCACACGGCAACAAUCUAAGCGGAUGAAAGCGUUUAAGAACGGUAGCGUUCACGACGCCGCUCUGGGACGCAGUGGUUUGCUGAUCCGAGGCGAUGACGACCUUUUACGGUCUUUACAAGACGAUAAGUCCAAGCUCGAGAGCAAGCUGAAGACAGCCGAGAGUCGCGUGAGGAGGCUCGAGGAUUUACUCCAUCGGCAAACACAAGUAUCUCGACCAAGCUUGGGCAAUCUCUUUCAGAUUCCUAGUCACCAACUCUACGACCGAGCUGACUCGAGCAUCUCGCUCAAAUCCCCGCAUGCCUCAGAUGGCCGGAGGGGGUCUGCGGAAGGAACCGACAUCCUCACCCAACGUGUUCAACAACUGGAAGCCGAGUUGCGUACCGAAAAGGAGCGGUCUGCGGCUCUUGAGAAGGACCUUGGCGGGCAAGUCGCAUUGUACAGUGACGUCCAAGGACGGAUGGAUGAGGUCAACUCCACCAAAAAGGAUCUGCUUGAGAACAUGGAGGCCCUCAAGCGGGAAUUUAUGGAAGAACGGAAAUCGCUCGAGGACGAGAUCAAACGCUUGCAGGCGCGGUUGGAAGAUACCGAGGACGAGAUUGAAAAUUUCGGGGAGUCCAGAGAGAACGAGAAGGCUUCUUACGACGAGACAAUCCAGGCCCUCAAGCUCGAGAUUGAGCGGUUGAUGAAGGAGAAACGUGACGAGGCGCUCAAGUCAGAAGCCAAGAUCAGCUUCUUACACGAAGAAGCACGCCUACAAAGCGAGAGGAUAGAAACCCAGGAGCGGAAGACCCAAGUCGCACAGAACGAAUCCAACAACUCUCGCAAGAAGCUCGAAGAGUUCAAUAAGGCGGCUGAUGUGCAACUCAAAGCGCUACCCAGCGAUGCCGUGGCGAAGAUGCAAAGCUUAGAGGGUGAUAUUUCUCUACUCCGGUCGGAGCUGGACUCCGCGCAGAGUGCCAUCAAAGCAGCGAGAGUGGAAAAGGAAGCUCUGACGGAACGCGUAUCAAACGAGGAGAUAUCAUCGAUUCGCCUCCGCGAAAGUUUGGCUGAGGAGAAGGCCAAAGUUCUAGCGCUCGAGGGCGAGUUGUGUGACGGUCGCGAGCAGCUCCGCCAAUUGCGUACCGAAAUCGCCGACGGGGAAACAGGUUCCGAAUCCCUACGGAAACGUCUGGAAGAAGAAGAGAAGAAGAUCACUGCCGUCACAGAGGAGCUCGCUUCUCGUAGCUCACAGGUGGGAAGCUUAGAAGAAGAGGUUCUGCAUUACAAGGACAAGCUGCAGCGGUCACAGGCCGAAUUGUCAAGCCUGACGGCUUUCUUUGAUACUCGAUCGGAGCACGCAAAGGAUCUCACACAGCGUUUAUACUCGCACAAUGAGCGCUUGAUCCACCUACUCGAGCGGCUCGGGUUUUCGGUAACUCGUCAAGGUGGCAGCAUGGCGAUACAAAAGGUAUCCCGCUCCGAACGGAUCGUUCCGACAUGGACGUCUUCAGCGAAACAAAGACUGUGUAUCGGCGCGUUCGAGAUGUUGAGCACAUGGUCCCGUAAGCUGCAGCGCGACGCGCGGGCAUAUCGCGACAAGGCGCGAGCGUUGCAGAAGGAAGCGCACGAGAAGAUUGCGUUUAAGAAUUUCAAAGAGGGCGACCUUGCCCUCUUUCUUCCAACAAGGAACCAGACGACUGGAGCUUGGGCAGCAUUCAACGUUGGGUUUCCGCACUACUUUCUACGAGAGCAAGAAGCACAUCGGCUACGCAAUCGGGAGUGGCUCCUGGCUAGGAUCUCGCGGGUUCAGGAUCGGGUCGUGGACCUCUCGAAGUCGCUCCAAACCCCCCCAGGAUCGGCUAAGAAAGGGGGGGCAACUGAAUCUGAAUCGCCCUAUGACGAUGAGAACGACAACCCUUUUGAUUUGUCCGACGGCCUUCGCUGGUACCUACUCGACGCUGCUGAGGAUAAGCCUGGGGCGCCAUCGACCCCGGGACUCGCUAAAAGUACAGUCGCGGCCAAUAAUGUUGAAGCCAUGGCCGAUAGACACACCCACGGGCGAGGUGGCUCUAAGGGAGGAGUGACUGGGAACCGCGGUAGCGCCGCAUCAGGUAUCGAAGGAGUGAGCAAGACGCUAUCUAAAAGUCUCGAGAGCCGCCGGUCCAGCACAGGCUCUAGGAAAGCCCUCCCAUUCGCGAUAGGAGUUUCGAGAGGCCGGGAUAGUGCUGUCGCUAGUGAAACUAACUCGUUGCGUGCCGUGCGUGCCGAUACGCCUGUGCCGGCGAGCCCGACGCAACAGCAUGGUACAGCCUCCGGCGUCGCGCAGCAUGAUUCACCACUGGCCUCCUCGCAUACUACCGAGACAACGCGGGUGAUGGGAGUCGGCGGAAGGCUGACGGAUGCCGAGCCGAGGCAGCAGCCAGAGGUUCGCAGCGAUAUGGAUUCUUUAAUGGGACCCUGA
Messenger RNA from Chaetomium globosum CBS 148.51, 3798 nucleotides. RefSeq lists its product as uncharacterized. Gene Ontology annotation, molecular function: protein kinase binding; molecular adaptor activity. The transcript is spliced from 6 exons. NCBI's taxonomy places the organism in Eukaryota, Fungi, Ascomycota, Sordariomycetes, Sordariales, Chaetomiaceae. Gene Ontology annotation, biological process: autophagosome assembly; reticulophagy; positive regulation of protein phosphorylation. Gene Ontology annotation, cellular component: phagophore assembly site membrane; extrinsic component of membrane; Atg1/ULK1 kinase complex. The coding region runs from base 1 to 3798 and encodes 1265 amino acids. The record is from RefSeq and is a predicted model, not a curated record.